AUUUCAUUUGCAUUUAUAUCUGUUAUAGUUUGGGGUUUUUAAUAUCUUCAGAAAAUGGCCCCGUCACGCAAACGAGAGAAGAAGAAGACUGUCACGAAUGAGGUGAUCACAAAGGAAUGUACAAUCCACAUCCACAAGAGGAUACAUGGCAUUGGAUUCAAGAAAAGGGCUCCACGAGCUGUGAAGGAAAUUCGUAAAUUUGCCGAAAAGAUGAUGGGUACACCCGAUGUUAGGAUUGACACGCAGCUCAACAAACACAUCUGGUCACAGGGCAUAAGGAACGUACCAUACAGAGUUCGGGUCCGUCUGGCCAGGAAGCGUAAUGAAGAUGAAGAUUCUGUUAAUAGACUGUAUACUCAUGUCACCUACGUUGUUUGUCCAGAAUUCAAAGGAAAACAGACCCUUAACGUGGAGUCAAACUGAAUGUGACAAAAGACAAAG
Gigantopelta aegis is the source of this 441-nucleotide messenger RNA. Its product is annotated as 60S ribosomal protein L31-like. The record is from RefSeq and is a predicted model, not a curated record. The transcript has 4 exons. Gene Ontology annotation, cellular component: cytosolic large ribosomal subunit; ribosome. Gene Ontology annotation, molecular function: structural constituent of ribosome. Gene Ontology annotation, biological process: cytoplasmic translation. NCBI's taxonomy places the organism in Eukaryota, Metazoa, Mollusca, Gastropoda, Neomphalida, Peltospiridae. Bases 55 to 423 code for a protein of 122 amino acids.